This is a messenger RNA of Strongylocentrotus purpuratus (purple sea urchin), 2028 nucleotides long. Its product is annotated as tubulointerstitial nephritis antigen-like. Bases 73 to 1422 code for a protein of 449 amino acids. Gene Ontology annotation, molecular function: cysteine-type peptidase activity. Gene Ontology annotation, biological process: proteolysis. Gene Ontology annotation, cellular component: lysosome. The record is from RefSeq and is a predicted model, not a curated record. Lineage: Eukaryota; Metazoa; Echinodermata; Echinoidea; Camarodonta; Strongylocentrotidae. The transcript is spliced from 9 exons.
GAAUCGGACAUCAUAAGUUCACAUCUGUCCCAAUUCUUCGACUACACCGAGAUCAUCUCAAGCCCAAUCAAGAUGCUAAAUUCAGAGCUGCGUCGUCUCGUUCCACUGGGCGCUACAUUGGUCCUCCUAGCAGUCGUGCUGCUUCCGAGCCCCACCCAGGCCCAGUACUGCACAUCACGGGGAUGUUGCCCGGGAAGAGAUGACGAGUGCACCACCCGAUAUUUCGACACGCUUUGCUACUGCGACAUCUUCUGCAACACGACAGCCAUGGACUGCUGUCCCGAUUUUUGGUACUACUGCAUGGGGGCGCCUCGCCGGACGCGUCCGCUCAUAGAAAAACCUUUAAUUGAUUACUGUAUUUCCAGUGGGGUCGUCUACUAUCCUGGAAGUUCUAUCAAACGCAAUUGCAAUACAUGUGUAUGCACACUUGCACCUGAUGGCAAUGCCGACUUCGUGUGCGAUGACAUUCCUUGUCUCGUUGAUUCCAUAACAAUCAGUGAUGUCAAUGAAGAUUAUUACCUUGGAUGGAGAGCUAGCAACUAUUCCUUUCUUUGGGGCCUGACCCAAGCGGAAGGAGUCCUUUAUCGCCUCGGAACAUUCCCACCGGGCCGAGCGUUGUCGGAAAUGGCCGAAGUCAACAUCGACACAGAAGGAGCGCUCCCGGAAACAUUUGACGCCCGAGAGAAUUGGCCGGGGCUCAUAGACGAGGUCAUUGACCAGGGAAAAUGUGGAAGCUCGUGGGCGAUAUCGACUGCCAGCGUUGCAUCUGAUCGUCUUGCCAUCCAGUCUAUGGGUGAGGUCAACCCUCGCCUUUCGGAGCAGCAUCUCCUGUCUUGCAACAUCCGAGGCCAGAGGGGAUGCAGCGGUGGUUAUCUUGACAGGGCCUGGUACCAUUUGCGCAGGGCGGGAGCGGUUUCCCGUGCAUGCUACCCGUACCACAGCGGAUUGGAUGAAGACACUAUCAUGCAAAAGCUCCGGUGUCGAGUCCCCUAUGGGUCUUCUCAAUGCCCUGAGCGGGGCGUGACGUCAGACCUGUACCUCAGCACACCGCCGUACCGUAUUGCUGCGAGGGAGGUGGAUAUCAUGACUGAGAUUUACCAGAAUGGUCCAGUCCAAGCUACCUUCAACGUAAAGAAUGAUUUCUUCGUCUACAACCGGGGCGUGUACCGUAAUGUCAAGCAGGAGUUCACCGCCAGCCAGUCCGACGCCGACCAAGCAGGCUGGCACUCCGUUAAGAUUGUGGGCUGGGGGAUUGAUCGCUCAGACUGGUACAAUCCUAUCAAGUAUUGGCUCUGUACCAACUCGUGGGGCCGCAACUGGGGUGAACAGGGCAUGUUCCGGAUCGUACGAGGCGUCAACGAAUGCGAGAUCGAAUCCUUUGUACUUGGCGUCUGGAUGCAGGUCGGUAAUAACCAUAUGUAACGAUGAUUAGGAAGGCGACCACGACCAGAGCUUCAUGAUGAGGACUACGAAAUAGACUAUGAUAUAUAAUGGAUGCUAGCAUGGAUGAGAUCGGGAUCUUGAUAUUUAUUAUGGCUAUAUGUGUAAGAUGGGGCGUCCUAAGUUCGCGCUCUUUUUAUAAGAAAAACUAUACGAAAUUACGAAUGUGAUAUGAAGAGCUCGGUUCCAAAAGUACUACAUUCAUUUUUAUCCAUUUUUUGUUGAUGUUACAUUAAUGUACACAUUUCCAGUAGCCUCAUACACUGACACUUCCAAAAAGCUGAAUUUCCCAAAAAAGUAAAAGAAAUGGCAUUUAAAAUCACUUCGGCUCCAAAAGGUACAAUAUCCAUAUCAUUCAAAUCAUGCAUUGUAACUUUCAUACAUUAUGAAAGAUUUUCGGUGCCAAAAAAGUACUACAUCCAAUUUCGCUUCUAAAAGGUACUACAUGAACAAAAAUUAAAAGAACAUAACUUAAUGAACAAUAUUUGUGCAGACUUAAAGAGUGGUUCUAUACUUGUAUCAUUUCACUGACAUUACACUGUGAAAAGGUUGGGCAAUAUUUUCCAACACUUUGCCCAACGUUGUGCC